GCCAGGCGUGGCCCCUUCGGCUCGGAGCUGACCCUGAGGAGUGCAGAGGCSUCUCGGCUGCGUUGCUGAAACCACCACCCGCAGCUCCCCCUCCCCGGGCCUUUCCAGUCUGUCUCUGGAAUCCCCUCCCCUUCGCGAUCUCUUGGAUUUGAUAUCCUGGGGCGAAGUGGGAGUUAGGCCCGGGGAGGGUGGUUACUGCUGAGGAGCCCCCGUCUCUGUCAAGAUGAUAGAGGUACUGACAACAACUGACUCUCAGAAACUGCUACACCAGCUGAAUACCCUGUUGGAACAGGAGUCUAGAUGUCAGCCAAAGGUCUGUGGCUUGAGGCUAAUUGAGUCUGCCCACGAUAAUGGCCUCAGAAUGACUGCAAGACUAAGGGACUUUGAAGUAAAAGAUCUUCUUAGUCUAACUCAGUUCUUUGGCUUCGACACGGAGACAUUUUCUCUAGCUGUGAAUUUGCUGGACAGAUUUCUGUCUAAAAUGAAGGUACAGCCCAAGCACCUUGGGUGUGUUGGACUGAGCUGCUUUUAUUUGGCUGUUAAAUCAAUAGAAGAAGAAAGGAAUGUCCCAUUGGCAACUGACUUGAUCCGMAUAAGUCAAUAUAGAUUCACAGUUUCAGACCUGAUGAGAAUGGAAAAGAUUGUAUUGGAGAAGGUGUGUUGGAAAGUUAAAGCUACUACUGCCUUUCAAUUUCUGCAACUCUAUUACUCACUCAUUCAAGAGAACUUGCCAUUUGAAAGGAGAAAUAGCCUUAAUUUUGAAAGAUUGGAAGCUCAACUUAAGGCAUGUCAUUGCAGGAUCAUAUUUUCUAAAGCAAAGCCUUCUGUGUUGGCUUUGUCCAUCAUAGCUUUGGAGAUUCAAGCACAGAACUGUGUAGAGUUAACAGAAGGAGUAGAAUGUCUUCAGAAACAUUCCAAGAUACAUGGCAGAGAUUUGACCUUCUGGCAGGAGCUUGUAUCCAAGUGUUUAACUGAAUAUUCAUCAAACAAGUGUUCCAAACCAAAYGUUCAGAAGUUGAAAUGGAUUGUUUCUGGACGUACUGCACGGCAACUGAAGCAUAGUUACUAUAAAAUAACUCACCUUCCAACAAUUCCUGAAACGGUUCCUUAACUGGCAAAUAUGGUUGUUAUUCUUCAUAUAGAGAAAUUUUUCCAAUGACAUAAUUUUCUUCUACAAUUGAAAAAUUGCAAUAUUAUUUUCAAAAUAAGCAAAAUGGAGUUGGAAUAGCAGAGGGAAAAAUGACAUUGAUCUAGUCAGCUAAUAUUUGAAGGCAUUUACUACACAUAAGGUGCAACACCCUUAGAGAAAGGAAUUAUCCAACCUCUAAUAUG
Molecule: messenger RNA, 1332 nt
Organism: Urocitellus parryii (Arctic ground squirrel)
Lineage: Eukaryota; Metazoa; Chordata; Mammalia; Rodentia; Sciuridae
Gene: Ccng1
Product: cyclin G1
Source: RefSeq, a predicted model, not a curated record